Molecule: messenger RNA, 321 nt
Organism: Protopolystoma xenopodis
Lineage: Eukaryota; Metazoa; Platyhelminthes; Monogenea; Polystomatidea; Polystomatidae
Source: the annotation of a GenBank genome assembly
CGCAAAACUUUUUUGGAUGCGAUCGAGAGUGCUGAUAAGGCUGAUGAAGAUUUUGAUAUUAUUGUUGUUAGUGUUAGUGUUAGUCAUGAUGAUGAUGAUGAUGAUGAAGAAGAAGCUCCAGUCAAGCCUUGAAAGUGGCGAUUAGUUGAGCGUAAAUGGGUCAAGAAUGAUACUUUGUGCUCAAGUUUGAUCAGAUCGUUCACCUGCCGGCCUGGUCUGACGCCCAUGCGUCUAUGUCGAAACGGGCAGAUGGUCCACUGCCGGUGGUAUGAGUGUGGCGCGAAAGUGUGCCAUGCAAGUGAAGCAGGUUGUCGCGGCUGA